Messenger RNA from Puma concolor (puma), 1569 nucleotides. The record is from RefSeq and is a predicted model, not a curated record. NCBI's taxonomy places the organism in Eukaryota, Metazoa, Chordata, Mammalia, Carnivora, Felidae.
AUGGAAGCCAGCCCAGAGGCAGAGCGUGCGCGUCCUCGGCAGGCCCGGCCCACGGCCCCCAUGGAGGGUGCAAUGCAGCUGCUGAGCCGUGAGGGCCACACUGUGUCCCACAACUCCAAACGGCACUAUCACGACGCCUUCGUGGCCAUGAGCCGCAUGCGGCAGCGUGGCCUCCUGUGUGACAUCGUCCUGCACGUGGCAGCCAAGGAGAUCCGAGCACACAAGGUGGUGCUAGCCUCCUGCAGCCCCUACUUCCACGCCAUGUUCACAAAUGAGAUGAGUGAGAGCCGCCAGACGCACGUGACGCUGCACGACAUUGACCCUCAGGCCUUGGACCAGCUGGUGCAGUUUGCAUACACUGCCGAGAUCGUCGUGGGCGAGGGCAACGUACAGACUCUGCUCCCAGCUGCCAGCCUCCUGCAGCUGAAUGGCGUCCGUGACGCCUGCUGCAAGUUCCUGCUGAGUCAGCUCGACCCCUCCAACUGCCUGGGCAUCCGGGGCUUUGCUGACACACAUUCCUGCGGUGACCUGCUCAAGGCAGCACACAGGUACGUGCUGCAGCACUUCGUGGAUGUGGCCAAGACUGAGGAGUUCAUGCUGUUGCCACUAAAGCAGGUGCUGGAACUGGUCUCCAGCGACAGCCUGAACGUGCCUUCGGAGGAGGACGUCUACCGUGCCGUCCUGAGCUGGGUCAAGCAUGACGUGGACUCUCGGAGACAGCAUGUCCCAAGGCUGAUGAAGUGUGUGCGCCUGCCCCUGCUGAGCCGGGACUUCCUGCUGGGCCAUGUGGAUGCCGAGAGCCUGGUGAGGCACCACCCUGACUGCAAGGACCUGCUCAUUGAGGCCCUCAAGUUCCACCUGCUGCCUGAGCAGAGGGGCGUUCUGGGCACCAGCCGUACGCGGCCCCGGCGCUGUGAGGGCGCUGGCCCUGUGCUCUUUGCUGUGGGUGGAGGGAGCCUGUUCGCCAUCCACGGGGACUGUGAAGCAUACGACACACGCACUGACCGCUGGCACGUGGUGGCCUCCAUGUCCACGCGCCGGGCCCGGGUGGGCGUGGCAGCAGUUGGGAACCGGCUGUAUGCCGUGGGUGGUUACGAUGGGACUUCAGACCUGGCCACCGUAGAGUCGUACGACCCCGUGACCAACACCUGGCAGCCUGAGGUGUCCAUGGGCACAAGGCGCAGCUGCCUGGGUGUGGCCGCCCUGCAUGGGCUCCUGUAUGCAGCUGGUGGCUACGAUGGGGCCUCCUGCCUCAACAGUGCUGAGCGCUAUGACCCUCUGACGGGAACAUGGACGUCCAUCGCUGCCAUGAGCACCCGGAGGCGAUACGUGCGUGUGGCCAUGCUUGAUGGGAACUUGUACGCGGUGGGUGGUUACGACAGCUCAUCGCACCUGGCAACUGUGGAGAAGUAUGAGCCCCAGGUAAACGCGUGGACCCCCGUGGCUUCCAUGUUGAGCCGACGAAUGGGGCCGCAGGACUCAGGGGAAGGCAGCUUGGUCCCAGAGACACAGGACACUUCAAGGGGAAACUGUAAACUGGUGGGUGCUGCGCUGCUCAUCGAUCAAUAA